Cavia porcellus (domestic guinea pig) is the source of this 4474-nucleotide messenger RNA. It is a transcript of the gene Pccb, whose product is annotated as propionyl-CoA carboxylase subunit beta. Bases 55 to 1674 code for a protein of 539 amino acids. NCBI's taxonomy places the organism in Eukaryota, Metazoa, Chordata, Mammalia, Rodentia, Caviidae. The record is from RefSeq and is a predicted model, not a curated record. Gene Ontology annotation, molecular function: propionyl-CoA carboxylase activity. Gene Ontology annotation, cellular component: mitochondrion. The transcript is spliced from 15 exons.
UUAAGCACAUGCGUACUCAGGUGCUUCAGUCCGACACUCGCCGGCAGAGCAACAAUGGCGGCAGUAACGCGGGUAGCGGCGGCUGGAGCUAGGCUCAGGGUUCUGUCUGGUGGUCUCCGCACUGCGGUCCGCAGCCUUUGCAGCCAACCCACCUCCAUUAAUGAACGUAUCGAGAACAAGAGAAAUGCCGCGUUGCUGGGAGGAGGCCAGCGCCGAAUCCAAGCGCAGCACAAGCGAGGAAAACUGACCGCCAGGGAGCGGAUCAGUCUCUUGCUGGACCCUGGCAGCUUUGUUGAGAGUGACAUGUUUGUGGAACACAGAUGUGCAGAUUUUGGAAUGGCUGCGGAUAAGAAUAAGUUUCCUGGAGAUAGCGUGGUCACUGGACGGGGCCGGAUCAAUGGAAGAUUGGUUUAUGUCUUCAGUCAGGAUUUUACAGUUUUUGGAGGCAGUCUGUCAGGAGCACAUGCUCAGAAGAUCUGCAAAAUCAUGGACCAGGCCAUAACAGUGGGUGCUCCAGUGAUUGGACUGAAUGACUCUGGGGGAGCCCGGAUCCAAGAGGGGGUAGAGUCCUUGGCUGGCUACGCAGACAUCUUCCUGAGAAAUGUCACCGCAUCCGGAGUCAUCCCUCAGAUCUCUCUGAUCAUGGGCCCGUGUGCUGGUGGGGCUGUCUACUCUCCAGCCCUCACAGACUUCACGUUCAUGGUGAAGGACACCUCCUACCUGUUUAUCACUGGCCCUGAUGUGGUGAAGUCUGUCACCAAUGAGGAUGUCACCCAGGAGGAGCUUGGUGGUGCCAAGACCCACACUACCAUGUCAGGUGUGGCCCACAGGGCUUUUGAGAAUGACGUGGAUGCCCUGUGUAACCUCCGGGAGUUCUUCAACUACCUGCCCCUCAGCUGUCACGACCUGGCUCCUGUCCGCGAGUGCCAUGAUCCCAGUGACCGUCUGGUUCCUGAGCUUGACACAGUUGUCCCUCUGGAAUCCACCAAAGCUUACGACAUGCUAGAUAUCAUACACUCGGUCGUUGAUGAGCGAGAAUUUUUUGAAAUCAUGCCCAAUUAUGCCAAGAAUAUCGUUGUUGGUUUUGCAAGAAUGAAUGGGAGGACUGUUGGACUUGUUGGUAACCAACCCAAGGUGGCCUCAGGAUGCUUGGAUAUUAAUUCAUCUGUGAAGGGGGCUCGAUUUGUCAGAUUCUGUGAUGCAUUCAAUAUUCCACUCAUUACUUUUGUUGAUGUUCCUGGCUUUCUUCCCGGCACAGCACAGGAAUACGGGGGCAUCAUCCGUCAUGGCGCCAAGCUUCUCUAUGCAUUUGCUGAGGCAACUGUGCCCAAAGUUACAAUCAUUACCAGGAAGGCCUAUGGAGGUGCCUAUGAUGUCAUGAGCUCUAAGCAUCUUCUUGGUGACACCAAUUAUGCCUGGCCCACAGCAGAAAUUGCAGUCAUGGGAGCAAAGGGUGCUGUGGAGAUCAUCUUCAAAGGGCAUGAAGAUGUGGAAGCUGCCCAGGAAGAGUAUAUCCAGAAGUUUGCUAACCCUUUUCCUGCAGCAGUGAGAGGAUUUGUGGACGACAUCAUACAGCCUUCUUCCACACGUGCCCGAAUCUGCAGUGACUUGGAUGUCUUGGCCAGCAAGAAAGUGCAGCGUCCUUGGAGGAAACAUGCAAAUAUUCCGUUGUAAACAAGCCAAAGGGAAAAACAAAAUGAGCUGAGCCAAGAGCUCAUUCCUACCUUUGUAAUCCUGAAAACCUGGAACUCAAAAUAUCAGUAAUAACUUGGAAUAGCUAAUAUUUAUUAAAUUCUAGGAAGAUCUCUUUUGUGCCAUGUUAUAAAAUUACUUCCUUUAUUAAAAAUCUUAACUGGUAACCAGUUUUUUGAAUAUAAAUUUUCAUUUUUUAUGAUAGAUAUCUGAGAAACCAAAAAAAAGUAGGAGGAAAACAGAAUGUAUCAUCACUCAGGACUGACCAUGUUUUGGUGCUUGAGAGUCAGGUGUCCCGAGGUCCAUGUGUUAAGAGCUUGGUGUGAGGCGGGAUUGUCAAGGGUGGGACAUAGUGGGAACUCUUCGGGUCAUUUGGUGGUGUGUUCUGUAAUGGUUUGUGGGACCCUGUUCUCUUGCUUUGUCUUUGGCAAUGUGAUCUCUCCUCACAAAUGUGCUCCUACAUGUGAUGCAGCCAGGAGGAAGUCAUCAGAACCAAAGUGAUGUUAUCACCAUGUCCUUCAGUCUUUGGAACCAAGCUAAACAAGCCUUCUUAAUGAAGUUAGUUUACCAUAGGCAUUUUGAUAUAGUAAUGAACACUAGGCUCAAUGGUGGAUCAGUUAGUUAGUAUGUGCCAGGAACCACCAGCACGCACACACACAUACAAAAAGCCCCCAAAUUAAGACAACAUUUUGGUAUCUUGUUUUCCUUUUUUCUCUGAGAACAAUUUUUUUUUUUUUUGUCUUUUUGAGACAGGGUCUCGCUAUGCAGUUCAGGCUGGCCUUGAGCUCACUUUGUAGCCCAGGCUGAUCUCGAACUCGCAACGAUCCUCCUGCCUCAGCCUCCUGAGUGCUGGGAUUACAGGCAUGAGCCACCACGCCUGGCUGAGAAUAAUUUUUUUAUCUGUGAGAAGUUUGUUUUAUAAUCCCAAUUAAAAUAGGGACUAUAUGUCCUCUUUUAAUUCCCAUGUGAAUUGUAGGUGGCUAAUGAAGUAUUUGUGACUGUGCUUGUGCAGAACAGAUGUGAAGUAAGGUGUAUUGUGCCAUGCAGACUUACUUAUUUCCAGAAAUGUAUUCUCACAUUUUAAAGCACUGUCAUGGUUUAUGUCUGUGUCCCCCAGGCCUCAUGAGUUUGAAUUGUGCAUUUGUUAUUCGUUCAUUGUCUAGUGCUUGGAUUGAUGGUGUCAGUGCUCCACCCACAAAGGGGUGGAGCCAGGAUGUGAUGUAAUGGCAGGAAGGUGUGUCUUGCUCCUUGCGGGUUCCUGUUUGCUGUUGGCAGCCGCUAUGAACUGCAGCCCAGCCAGGCCCACCUGUCUUGGAGCCAACUAAGUGUGGAAUGAAACCUCCAAAACCUGUAAGAAAUAAACCUUUCCUUUCCCAACUUGGGCUUCAGGUAUUUUGUCUCAGCAGCGAGUAAAAUUAGUAGCUAAGAUAAGAACUUUAUUGUGAAAAUUUAAAGCCUAUAAAAAUGCUGCAAGAUUUUUUUUUAAUAGCAUUAAUCUGUAUUUCUUCAGUUAACAUUUUUUGUAUUUACUUUAUAUUUUCAUAAAUACAUUGUGUCAUGUAUGUGUGGAUAAUUUUUGAUGAGAAUUGUAAGAACAGAGUCCAUUGUCCUCCAGUUUGUCUUUUAUGACAUUGGCAUUUUUGAGGGAAAGUUUAAGAAAACUCUUGCCAUUUUUGUAGAAGUUCCUCAAGUUUGCCUGAUUUGCCUCCUUAUAUGUAGAUAAAAUAAAUCAUAAAUGUAGCUCUUCAGUGUGUCACAUCAACAGGCAGUUUUAUUAGUAGUUAAUGCUGAUCAUAUGACUGCAGAGGUUUUCCUACCAAGCUGACCAUUUUCCAAUUUUUUUUUUUUUUUUUUUUUUUUUUUUUUUGGUACCAGGGAUUGAACUCAUGACCUUGUACUCACCAGGCAGAUGCUCAUGUUGCUGAGCUAAAUUCCCGGUGCAAGCUCACCAUUUUCCCUUUGUCACUACUAAUUAUUUUGUGGAGCAUCCUUUGGUCAUUUAUCAACAAACUCUUACCCAAUAAUAUAUUAUCACUGAUGGUUGCCUCAGUUAGUGAUUGUGUUGAUUAUAAAGUGUUGUUUCUAAUCUUUUAUCAGUACUUCUCAGAAAUUUAAGCAAAGGCCUUUCUCUUUUUUGUAUCAGUUUAGACUCAUGGAUUCUUUAAAAUGUGUUCUUAGGGUGGGCAUGGUAGCACAUAGCUGUAAUCACAGCAGUCUGGUAGAUUGAGACAGGAGGACUGCAAUGUGGAGCUUAGUCUGAGUAACUUGUUGAUCUGUCUCAAAGGUUGUAGGGGGUAUUAUUUCCUGACAUGGCUAGUGAGUUGGUUGCCCACGUUCUUCUCAUAGCCCCAGUAAUUUUUUGAGCACUCUUUUGUUUUCUGAUAGAGGAUAAUGUUCUAGGCUUAUCUUGUAUUUUCCUUGUCCCACUCUGGAUUUUUAGUGGGUGUGCCAUUUAGAGGCUAAAAUUAGUAACAGAGUGAAGUUGUCACACUGACAGUGGGCAGUCAUUUCUUCUAGAUAUUUUCAGCAUCCUGUUAGGAAAUAUUUAUACAAAUAAGUGUUUAAUAAAUAUGUAUUCUAAAUACAUAUUUAUUAUGUUUUUAACAUCAUGAGUUCAAACUUAAUUACAAAACAGUACCAUGGGUUCUUUGUAUAUUUAUGCCUCUUCCUAUAGUAGCGAACUGGGCUUCCAUUGCCCUGAAUGUAUUUUGCUCAUUUGCUGCAGUGCAUGAAAGUUUCAAAAUCACUAUAGCUGUGUCAACAAUAAAGCCUUAUAAGUAAA